Molecule: messenger RNA, 1899 nt
Organism: Fraxinus pennsylvanica
Lineage: Eukaryota; Viridiplantae; Streptophyta; Magnoliopsida; Lamiales; Oleaceae
Source: the annotation of a GenBank genome assembly
AUGGCUUUCGUGUCGUCCAAUUCCCACCUCUUCCUCCUCUUUCUCUUCAAUCUAAUCCUUCUUGUUCAAUCAAAACUAGACGUUGACACUAUUGAUCAUGAUGCACUCUUACUUAUCAAGAAAGACUUGGGCAUCCAAGGUCAACUCCAUCGUCCAGGAAGUCCAUGCAACUCGGCCGGAGUGUUCUGCGAAAGAAGAUUCAAAAACAAUUUGUAUGUGCUUAGAGUUACGCGUCUGGUCUUUGAAUCCCAAAAUCUCGAAGGAAGACUUUCUCCUGCAAUUGGGAAGCUCUCCGAGCUUAAAGAGCUUUCGCUUCCGAACAACCAACUGGCUGGCCAAAUCCCGACCCAAAUUUUUGAUUGCAAGAAACUCGAGAUUCUAAACAUCAGAAACAAUCAAUUCUCCAGAAAAUUUCCAUCCGGAUUAUCAUCACUAACCCACCUUCGUGUUCUUGAUCUCUCAUUCAAUAAGUUUUCUGGAAAUUUGAAAUUCUUGAAGUAUUUCCCCAACCUGGAGAAGCUCUCCCUAGCAAAUAAUAUGUUUGCAGGAAAAGUACCUUUAUCUUUAAGAUCUUUUCGGAAUCUCAGAUUCAUUGACAUAUCUGGCAACAGUUUACUCGAAGGUUCAGUGCCAGUAAUGAAUCAAGCAGCCUAUUUCUCCUCACAAUCGACCAAAGAGGACAAUGUUUCAAAAAGGUACAUGCUUGCUGAAAAAUCGAUUGACAAAAAUCUAACCACCCCAACGGCACAUUCUUCAAGUAAGGUCUCUAGUGGUAUUCACUUUGAAGCUAAGAUGUCCAUUGCAGCAGAGCAUAAGCAUCAGAAACACUUCUGGGAAGCAGUUAAAUGGAUUCUCGGCAUUCUGGCUGGAGUUUUAGGGGGCUGUGUUGUUGGGUUCUUUAUUUCCCGACUCUUAAAGUGUAUCAGGUUCUUGAUCAAAGAAGAGAAGAACGAAAGUUCGGCAAUUUUCAGUCUAUUAAUCAAGAAUCCCAAGGACCUAGCUUUCCUAGAGAAAGAGGGUGGACUAGCGUCGCUCAAAAUCAUAGGAAGAGGUGGAUGUGGAGUAGUUUAUAAAGCAACUUUACCCGGAAGUAAUGGAAUGGAAAUUGCUAUAAAGAAGAUAACUCUGCCACUUGAGAUUUCCCAAGAAGACAGCAAACUUAUGAACAAGAGGACGAGACAGAUGAGAUCGGAAAUUCGGACAGUGGGUCUAAUCAGACACCGAAAUCUAGUUCCUUUGUUAGCCCACGUGCCACGGCCUGACUGUCAUUACCUGGUGUAUGAAUACAUGAAGAAUGGUAGUCUACAAGAUGUGCUCCAACAGGUCUCACAAGGGAGAAGAGAACUAGACUGGCUUGCACGAUACAAAAUCGCAUUAGGAGUAGCUGUCGGCCUCGAGUAUCUGCAUAUGCAUAAUAUCCCACGUAUAAUUCACAGAGACAUCAAGCCAGCAAAUGUCCUCCUCGAUGAUGAAAUGGAAGCUCGAAUUGCUGAUUUUGGGCUUUCAAAAGCAAUCCCGGAAGCCAACACUCAUUUUUCAACUUCGAAUGUGGCAGGGACGGUGGGAUACCUCGAUCCUACAUAUUACCAAACAUGUCAGUUCACCGAGAAGUGCGACAUAUAUAGCUUCGGUGUGUUGCUAGGAGUUCUAACGAUGGGUAAGUUUCCAACAGAUGAGUUUUUCCAACACACAGAGGAGAUGAAUUUAGUGGGGUGGAUGAGAAAUGUCACGAGAUCUGAGGAUCCAAAAAGAGCAAUAGAUCCACGACUCAUGGGAAAUGGAUACGAGAAGCAGAUUCUUUUAGUUCUCAAAAUUGCUUAUUAUUGUACCUUGGAUAAUCCAAAAGAGAGGCCUGACAGUAAGAAUGCUAGAUGCUUGUUGUCUGAUAUCAAGCAUUGA